Messenger RNA from Manduca sexta (tobacco hornworm), 5991 nucleotides. Its product is annotated as zinc finger MYM-type protein 1-like. Lineage: Eukaryota; Metazoa; Arthropoda; Insecta; Lepidoptera; Sphingidae. The transcript has a single exon. The record is from RefSeq and is a predicted model, not a curated record. The coding region runs from base 62 to 2038 and encodes 658 amino acids. Gene Ontology annotation, molecular function: protein dimerization activity.
AUAUUGUGAACCAUGUUGGUUAUUCACAAGUAGGGCAUCUAAAAAUAUACAAAAUAUUUGGAUGGAAGGCUAUGAUGAUUGGAAACAUAUUGUGGAAGCCAUAGAAAGACAUGAGACAUCGAAAGAACAUUUGCAUUCAUGCUUUGUACAUCGACAGUGGCAAUUACAUGGAACACUAGAUGAAGAGCAAGAGUCCAUUAUCAAGAGAGAAAAUAAUUUUUGGCGCCAGGUACUCACUAGACUCCUUGAUGUUACUCUAACACUUUCAACUUGUAAUUUAGCUUUUCGUGGCCAUAGAGAACUGGUAUAUGCCCACGAUUCAGGUCCAAAAGGAAAUUUUUUGAGUAUUGUUGAGUUAUUAGCCAAAUACGAUCCUAUUUUACAAGAGUUGCUAAGCAAACCUAAGGGCCAGAUUAAAUACUUAAGUCCAAAAAUACAAAAUGAGCUCAUUGCUGUUCUGGUUCAAAAAGUGGAAAAUGCUCUGGUAAAUGAAAUAGUAACCGCACCAUUUUAUUCCAUUUUAUUUGAUACUACUCAAGAUAUUUCCAAAACAGAUCAAUUGUGUGAACUUUACCGUUACUGUAUAAUCGAGAAAGAUGAAAAUGGAACUCCAAAGACUCUUGUAAUUAAAGAGUCAUUUUUAGGAUUUCAUGAGGUUAAGGAUCAAACUGCCUUAGCAAUGUCCAAGCAGAUAAUAAAAUCCAUAAAUGACAAAAGUAUUUCUCUCAAUAAGUGCCGUGGACAAGGGUACGACGGAGCUAAUACCAUGAAAGGCACUUAUGGCGGAGUUCAAAAACUCAUAAGAGAUGUAGAGCCAAAUGCAGUUUAUGUCCAUUGUGCUGCUCAUAAUUUAAAUUUGGUGGUAAAUGAUGCAGUAAAAGAGGUCAUAGAAAUACAAACAUUAUUCGAAACUGUGCAACAAAUUUAUAAUUUUUUUGGCCAUAGUAUUAAACGAUGGAAUAUAUUAUCUAGUUUUAUAUCUGACAAUAAAGGAGAGACCCGGGUAUCAUCAAAUUCAGUAACAUUAAAAACAAUGAAUCCAACUAGAUGGGCAGGACGCUUCGAUGCCAUGUUUGCUUUAAAAGUUCGGUUUGUUGAUGUUCAAAAAGCGCUUACAAAAACUAUUUUGUUAAAUUCCAAAACAGAUGAGAGAAAUGAAGCUAUCUUGCUGAAGAAGAAGAUAGAAAACUACAAUUUUAUUAUGUUGUUAGUUUUCCAUUGCAAAGUCUUGCAAACUAUAGACGCGGCUUCUAAAGCACUUCAGUCUAAAGCCAUCGAUCUUUCAAAUGCUUCAAAGCGUUUACAAGUAUGUCUAGAACAACUUGAAAAGUAUCGAAAUGAAUUUGAAGAUUUAAAAAUGGAGGCAAAUAGUAUUGCAACGAAAUGGUCUAUAAACCCUGAAUUUCCUAAAACUCGUCAGAGAAAAGUGAAACGUCAUUUUGAUGAAAUUUGUGAGGAUGAACGUCUCCAAGAUCCUGAAAGCUUGUUUAAAGUGAACGUAUUCUAUCGUGUAUUAGACAUAAUCAUUAAUCAACUGAGAUCGCGUUUCCUUGGAAUGAAUGAAAUUGUUUCCAAUUUCAGUGUCUUGCAACCUGCCACUUUACAAAAUUUGAACGAUACUGAUUUGUUGGAGAAGGCUUUAGCGUUUGUCCAUCUAUAUAAAGAAGAUAUAUCCAUCUCGUUUUGCAAGGAAAUUCUCAGUUUUCGAUCCUCUUUUAGACACGAAAUAGAAACAUCAUCUUCUAUAAGAGAACUUGCUGACUUAUUAAUAAUAAAAAAUCAUUUUAUAUCUUCAAGCGUUCCUGAAGUGUGCACUGCAUUUCUAUUAUUUCUCACCAUUCCUGUGACUACGGCUAGUGCCGAGCGAUCGUUUUCAAAACUGAAAUUGAUAAAAACUUAUUUAAGAAAUUCUAUGGGACAAGACAGGUUAAGCAACUUAGCUAUUCUAUCCAUCGAAAAUUCUAUGGCCCGAAAUUUGAACUUUGAUGAUAUCAUUACCACUUUUGCUGAACAGAAAGUCCGAAGGAAGGAAUUUUAAUAAUUAACAUUUUAUAUUUUGAACAACUUGUGUGCUUUUAACAAUAUGAUUAUUCGGACUGCGUAUAUCAAAUUGCUUUUUUUGUUGUUCAAAUCAUUUUGACUACUCUAUGUGCCCAUAUCAAUAAGAUGCUGACUGUACUUUUUUUUUUUUUUUUUUUAUUUGAAAUGGGCUUGCUCUUGACCACAAUCAUGUCUAAGCUAUGAUGUGGUCUACGAUGGAGCGAGCUUACCCAGAAGAUGCCUAUUCACGUUACUUUUGAAACACCCAGGGUUAUAAUUAGGUAUUUUUAUUUUAAAGUGAAUUAUUAGAAAAUCAAGUACCUAAGUAUAAUUAUAAAGUUUGUAUGUACCUACUUAACGUAGUGAUUUAUUAUUGUACUCUUACAAGUAAAAGUGUAUAAAUAAGUAUUAUAAAAUAAAAAAAUAUUAUUAUUGUUGGUUCAUUUUUUUUAAAUUGGGGGGAGGGGCCCAUCCGAUGAAUUUGCCACGGGCCUCGAACGGUAUAGUUACGCCACUGGUAGGUAGGUACGGAACUUUAUUUUUAGAAGGGCCUUAUAGCACCAUAAUGUAAUAAAAACAUCUUAGACACUAUUUAAACUUACAAAACGUCUUAGAAGUAUGUAAUAUUUUUUUAAAAUACUUAAAUUAUUUCUUUAUGAUAUCGCUACCUAUAUUUUCCACGUGUAUAACGUACUUGUGUUAUAAGUGUAAUGCAAAAUUUAUUAAGAAAGCGACUUUAUGAAAAGAUACUUACCAAAUUGCCGCUACGUUUUAUUGUAUAGGUGUGUCACCCAUUACGCAUUUGCUUUCUAUAAGUACACUAUAAACCAAUUCUGCUCAACCAAUUAAGGAGGUACUUAGACCAUUUUCCGUUUCCAUGUCAGUUGCAACAUUUUCACUAGUUUAAGUUAUGUUUGCACAAAUAAAUCGGAGAGGGUAGUAUUGUUCACAAUUAAAAUCCCGUAGUAGGUACCUAUGCUAGGUCCGUUUUACUUAAGUACUUACAUACUCUAAUAUGUAAUUCGGUAAACCUCAGUGAUCUCUAAAUCAAUUAAUUAGAGCCGUCGAAUCUGAUUCUCAAACAUCUUACAUACAAUAAGAGCAGACGCAGUACAUAACUUACUUCCUCUGCGCUAAUUUUCAAAUAGACAAACAAAACAUGCAAUAUUGUAAUAUUAUCGUGUUUGCGUUUUACCUACUGCCUUUUUUAAUAAUAGAUCCAAACAGCUUUUUCCAAUCCAUCGCGACAAUAGAACAAUGAGAACAGUUUUUUGCCAUGUUAAUCUAUAAAAAAAGGCGUAGCCGGGUAGGUAAUCCCAAUAAUUUAACAUAAGUAAGUAAGUACUUACUUCACAUACAAAAGUACAUGUACUUAUGUUGAAUCAAGUGGAGGGGCUUGGCCCCCACCUGCCUAUGCCCUUAUCUGGAUUAGUUUAUUGUCGGGGUUGGAUCGAAGAUUAAGAUUAAAAUAAAAAAAAAUGUUACAAUUCAAAUUAUAGUAAUUUAAUACGGUUUAAUAAGAAAUUGACACACAAGCAAUGUAGUCUUAUUUCCAAUUCGCGUUUGUGUGUUUAUAUGUGCGUUGAAUGGCCUGACUACUUUACGGACUAAGAGCGGAAAAAGGAGCCCAUAACCAAUAAACAAUGCAUGUUAAAUACAUUUUUGGAAUCGAUACCUAAUUUAAAUCAACAUUGUUUUUGAAUGUUUGUUACUUAGUUGGCAAUUUAAAUUAAGCACCGACUGCAAAAAUAUAUAUUAUUGUGUUAGUUUUGGGAAAAUACAUAAAACCACAAUCCACCUACUCGUUUUCACCUCUGCUAACAUUGUGUCAAAAAUAAUUUAUGCGAUUAGGACCAAUUUCAAUCCCUUUGUAAAUUUCUUAUCGUUGACAGUUUCACGGGAAGUUAUUGCGUUCCAUUCCUCUCUUCAGAAUAACUGACGCCCAACUUAACAGUCAGUAGGAAGCUAUCAUGUCCGAUUCAGCGGACUAGCAUCCGGUGUUUCCAGCCCGCUGUUUUCAGUUCCAAUGAACGUGGGUUCCGUUGCAUCCAAAAAUCUCAUUCAUAAGAAUCAAUAAAACUUAAAAUUCUAUGAGGUUACUGCGUUUACUAUUUACUAACAAAAAAUCAAACUUUCCACUAAAAGAUAGUCUAUCCUAGAUAUAUAUACAAGACAUUCUUUAAUAUAAAAAAAUAAAAAAAUCCCAUUUAACAGCGUAGUCCAGAGGAAGACGACCUCAUUUCUCUCAGCGCCAGGAAAUGGCCCGAAAGCUUCCUUUCGGGCGGUGUUUGCGCAGUCAAUAAUAGAUUUCAUUCGUUUUGAUUUAUUGAACCUCAACAUAAAAGCUGUCGAUGACGUAGUCGGUAGUUCACGCUCGAUAUACGAACUAAAAUAAAUACUUACUUUUACUCGUGUAUAUUGGUAACUAUACAUAUAUUAAGUACCUAAUAUUAUACAGUUUGUUUACUUUCUUGUAAGGGGCUAAUAUUUCGGGGCGCUACAUAAUAAAAUAUUGUAUAGUGGCAUAACGAACGGCUACAUAAUGUAAGCACCAAUGUCGUUUAUGUUUAAUAAUAAACAAUAUUCUGAAGCAUACAUGUGACUGGGGACAGUACAAUAACGUAAUCGUGUUUCGAAUGGCAAAUUCGCGAGUGAAUUUCCUUUCCAUUCCGGGCUCCGGAAGUGGCCGUUCUUUAUGUCGUUGUUCCUUAACAUGCAAACUCUUCAUCACAUUCGAGUCAAUAACACCUAUUGAUAUAAAACUCUACGGAAUUAUAAACAUAUUUUUCAUUUAUCAAAUUCCAACUACAUAUUUUAUUCGACCGCAGUACCUAAAUGCGUGUAUUUAUUGCGUGAAAUUAAACAGAGUUCGAAUUAGUCUUUUUAGUGGAAUUAAGAGAAUAACAUUAGUUCCUCGAACACGUACGUUUUAACGAGAUCAUUAUGUGGUAAGAAUAGAGGUGGGUAGCAGGCGUGAAGAGUCCAAUAAAAUGCCACGAUUGUUGUGUGUGAACAAUGCUUCCACUGACAGACACUGAAGUUACCCGUUAAGAAACGUAUAGCCCUCGUCUCUUACAAUAUUCUUUAUUUUACAUCUGAAAUUUACUUUUUUUAUUGUAAAAAAAAAUACUUUAAAAUAAAUUGCGGCAAGAAGUCCAUAAGCAGCAUAACGAGUGCGUGUCAGUCAUCACGGGUGUACGCUCCGCCCUUAUCACGCUACAAAUAUCUCGUCGCGACACUCACCGAACAGCACAUGAUUUAUAAUGUUUAUGUCUCUGUAAAUCGCUGCUCGUUCGCAAAUAAGAUUUAAAUUGUUCGUCUCGCGUGCCAGACGGAACCAAGAAUUGACGACGAGCGUGAAGGUUAAAUACAGUUGAAAUGAAAUAUCAGCAUGCGGUGUUUAGAGUUAGCUGCUUCCUGGAAAUCCGACUGUAGCAGACGUUUCUCGCACGUUCCGCGCUAUUUGCCGACUUUAUAAACGAGUGUUCAUAUUAAAUUUAGAAAUUUAUAAACUGUACAUGGUCUAAAUAAUUAUUGUUGCCAGAGUUUGCCGACAGAUCUUUAUAGUUUACUUCCUCUUUUAUCUAGCUAUGUGUUUAGUACCUACAUAAUACAAGUUUUAUAUUCAUUCGGUUUUAUGCGAGUACCUACGGACUAAACCUUAAAAAUUUCUAUGCAAAUCGAUAAAAAGAAAUUUUAAUUUCCGCAAUGUUUUACAGUAGGUAGCCGCAAAUAGUUCGACAGCUGCACAUCGUUUAGAAUGCAACUCACACGCGCACAAGCCGUAAAUUCAAAUAUGGUCGCUACAAAUCGCAAUUAGCAUUAGCUAUACAUACAGGAACUUUUUAUAUUGCAAACUGCCACUUACGUUACUACGUAAGAGUAACCGAUUAUUAUAAUUUUAGUAUUCCCACCAAUUAUCUAAGUAUUAUAAUAAAGACCAAUUUCUAU